CGCACCAAGCUAGACACAGACGAUUGUGUGGCGAUCACCCCAGGUGGGAUAUUGGUAUUACACCUGAACAAGGAAACAUACCAAACGCUUGGUCUCGAGGGACGGGUGUCUGAGUUUGGUCGAAAGCGAAACAGUAAAUACGCACAACCACAACCAUGCCCAAGCUGCGUCAACCAGAGCAACUGGAGAGACUGGCCCUGAAGCAAACAACCGUAUGGCUGUGUCAUAUUGCCGAACUGUUGAUGCCAACCAUGCUCGUCCUGUCGAAGUCGGGUAAUAACGAGGCACAGAAACUGCUGAAAGCGGUCGUGUUCGAACUGCGCGAUGAGUUCGAUCACUGCAUACCAACUCACUUGUACGAUGAGUUGGGUAAGGAGUUGGUCCAGCAGAUUACGGAUUUGAUCGAACGGGUUAAACAGGCCCUCGAUAUCCGAGCCUCGAUGGCAAAGUUUAUCUGCCAGGUCAAUGUUGCGAUCGCUAUGUCCGAGGUGCUUCUAUCGCGGAAGUUGAGGGUGCUGAAAAUCGACGAUCUGCCGAAGAUGAUGCGACAUGUAUUCUAUGCGAGGAUGAACGAACUGAAAGGUUUGAGAUCUUUGAACUUGGGAUCAAUGAGUGGCGGUUGGAAGACUCAUAACAUGGAGGACACGGUUUUACAAGGAAUUGGCACAAUGCGGAAUUUGACUGCGCUAACGUUGAACUACGAUUGCACAGAUACGAUACUGCGGGCACUGGUGAAGAGUUGCCCAAAUUUGGAAUAUGUUGAUUUUUCGAACUCCAAAUACGUAACGAACGACAGCAUCGAUAUUCUGACUAAACUUAAGAAGCUCCAAGUGGUUCUACUUCUACGCACGCAAGUCACUAUAUCUGGAAUAAUAAAUCUGUUGGUUAAAGCGAAGAAUCUCGUUGAUAUAGGUCGGUAUGACGACCUCGGAAGGUGUCUCGAAUUCAUCGAGCAGAACUAUCCACAGAUAAGCGCACUGAAGCUCCGCAAAUUCGAAUCCCGCUUCGCAACAACUCAUCACAUCCAGCUUCUCGCUGAACUUUGUCCUGACAUGCAGCAUGUUUCGAUCUUUCACAAUAUGCUUCUGAUGGAUCUGAUGACAUUGAUAGGUUUGAACAGCCUAUCGGAAUUGUACCUGUUAUCGUGUGAUUUCUUCGCCGAUCAAGUUCGAGAUGUUCUGCAAGUUAAAGGUUGUAAUCUAACGCAUCUUCACCUCGAACAUGUGGAGCAAAUUGACAUGAAUGCACUGAUCUACAUAAGUCAAUAUUGCCCGGAUUUGAAGACGCUGGCCCUUUACAAUUGUGUGAUGAUUCCGUCUACCUCUUUGUACACGCGGCGAUACGCCAUACCGCCUUUUAUGAAUCUCGAAAGGUUGUCCUUCGUUGCAGAGAGUCCUUCGAACCAUCUGGAGUUCAUACUAGCGACUGCGUUGAAAAUCAAAUUUAUCCAACUUGGAACCCUCACGUACACGAGUGAUGAAGUGUUUGAUAGGAUUUUUCUGAGGAAUCCCCUCCAAUAUCUAGAGGAUAUUAGAAUAAUCAACUCGGAGGAGUUGACAAUCGAGACGGCAUACAGACUGGUAGAGAGUUGUCCCAAUUUGAUGAUAUUGAAUGAAAUAGAAUGCUGGAAAAAAGUGAAGGAGUAUGAAAUUGUGCAGCUUCGUCAGAUGAUCAAGGAGAGGAACCUUGCGGUUCGCACGACACCACUCAGAAAAUAUGCACAAGAAUAGAUCACAUAUUUGUAUAUAUUGCAUUGUAAAUAUUUGCGACUAGCGUAAUUUAUUAUUGAAAUUCUAAUUACUUGUUGUGUUGUUUUUAAAUAAAUAAGAGCUAUUAAAAUAUAUCUUUUUUACAAUAACCUACU
Toxorhynchites rutilus septentrionalis is the source of this 1864-nucleotide messenger RNA. RefSeq names its product ribonuclease P protein subunit p40-like. Gene Ontology annotation, molecular function: ribonuclease MRP activity; ribonuclease P activity. Gene Ontology annotation, cellular component: ribonuclease MRP complex; multimeric ribonuclease P complex; SCF ubiquitin ligase complex. The transcript has 2 exons. The coding region runs from base 156 to 1730 and encodes 524 amino acids. The record is from RefSeq and is a predicted model, not a curated record. Lineage: Eukaryota; Metazoa; Arthropoda; Insecta; Diptera; Culicidae. Gene Ontology annotation, biological process: SCF-dependent proteasomal ubiquitin-dependent protein catabolic process; endonucleolytic cleavage in ITS1 to separate SSU-rRNA from 5.8S rRNA and LSU-rRNA from tricistronic rRNA transcript (SSU-rRNA, 5.8S rRNA, LSU-rRNA); tRNA 3'-end processing.